Messenger RNA from Gavialis gangeticus (Gharial), 4069 nucleotides. RefSeq names its product baculoviral IAP repeat-containing protein 1-like. Gene Ontology annotation, cellular component: IPAF inflammasome complex. The record is from RefSeq and is a predicted model, not a curated record. Gene Ontology annotation, biological process: defense response to bacterium; detection of bacterium; pyroptotic inflammatory response. Lineage: Eukaryota; Metazoa; Chordata; Crocodylia; Gavialidae. Gene Ontology annotation, molecular function: cysteine-type endopeptidase inhibitor activity involved in apoptotic process; ATP binding.
UGCUGUGUGGGCAAAAGACCCCACAGAGUCUGGGAUCAUCUUUGACACAUGAUUCUCUACAUGCAGGUGAAAAAGAUAAAGUUUGGUUCUUUGCCUGUGGGGGAUGUUUGGGGAACUGGGAAGAAGGUGAUGAUCCUUGGAAAGAACAUGCCAAAUGGUUUCCUGAGUGUGAAUUCCUUCAUCAUAAGAAAUCCAGCGAUGAAAUUCAAGAGUACAUUCAAAACUAUGGUGGAUUUGUAAAAGUGAUGGGAAAACAUUUCACAACUCCUUUGAUAAAGAGGAUAUUACCUACAGAAACAGGUGGUCCCAUUCCCAACAUCUUUGAGGAUGAAGGAGCUUGACUGGAUUCUUUUAAAACUUGGCCACAGGAAGCUCCACUUGAUGCCACCAUGCUUGCCAAUGCAAGAUUGUUCUACACAGGUAAAAAGUAUAUUGUGCGGUGUUUUGCCUGUGCUGGGCUUUUGCAGAAAUGGGAGGAAGGUAAUGAUCCGGGGAAAGAACACGCAAAAUGGUUCCCUGAUUACAAGCGCUCAGCACCACUCAGUGAAACACUGGAAGAGCCAGCAGAGAACAAAUCGGCCUGUCAGUCUGAGCAGCAAGCUGCCAAGUCAGAAACCUUGGAAGAGAUAAAAUUUCUAAAUUAUGGAAUAACUGACAUGACCCCUGAGGAUCCCGAAUGGUCCCAAGAAGCCAAGGCAUUGACUGAACAGCUCAGGCAGGCUUACAGUAAUACCAGGUUUACCAGACUGCCUUCUUUUGGUGACUCUAUGCAUUUUGCCAUUGAUUUGAAAUUGCUCUACGCAGACCUGUCAGUUGUCUCAAAGGAUAUCUAUAACCAGCCACUGCAGCAGCUCUUGCUGCCUGACAUCCUUGAAAACCUUAAUUCCAUCACUGUCCUCGAAGGUGAAGCAGGAGGUGGGAAGACACCAUUACUGAGGAAGGUAGCUGCGCUGUGGGCCUCAGGCUGCUGCCCCAUGCUAAGCAGGUUCAAGUUGGUCUUUUAUCUUUCCCUGAGUGCCACAAAAGGGGAUCAGAGCUUGACUGACAUCAUCUGCAACCAGUUAGUGAGAUUUCCAGGGUCAUUAACAGAAAUGUCCCUGAGGAACAUCCUUCAGCACUUAAAGCACCAGGUCCUAUUCCUUCUGGAUGACUACGGUGAGAUGAAUUCAGUUCCCUCGGUCAUCAAAGGACUUGUACAAAAGAAUCACUUCAACAAACACUGCCUGGUUAUCGCCGUGCGUACUAACUGGAUCACAGAAAUCCGCAAGCAUGCAAAUACAAUUUUAACUGUUGUGCAGUUUCCUCUGUACAGCACUCUCUACAUCCUUCGGAAGCUGUUUUCACACAUUGCCCUUGUGGAAAAGUUCAUCUAUAAGGUGCAAUGUGAAGACGCCAUGCAGACUCUUCUGAAGACCCCGCUUCUAACUGUGGCUCUCUGUGCAUAUUGGGUACAGUACCCAGGAGGGAACAUCUUCAAUGACAAGGCUAUUUUUAAAGCCUACUUGCUGUAUAACUCCCUAAAAUACCUGGAAGAAGGAGACCAUGUUAGCACCAUGGUGUCCUCCUGUGGAGAGCUUGCCUUAAAAGGUCUUUUCAAGCCGUGCUUUGAUUUCAGGGAGGAAGACCUCUCUGAAGCAGGGCUUGAUGGAGAUGAAGCUCUGAGAUUGGGCCUGCUGAGCAAAUUCACUGCCUAAAGGCUGCAGCCAGUUUAUCAGUUCUUUCAUCCGUCAUUCCAAGAGUUCCUGGCGGGGCAAAGGAUGAGUGAGCUCCUGGCUUCUGAUGUUGAAGAAAACCUGGAGAGAGGACUGUAUUACUUGCAGCAAAUCAGCAUGUUGAGGAAAGUUUCUGGGACCUAUCACUUUUUGUUGCAGUAUGCUCGCAGCUAUCCUUCCAAGGCAGUUCCAAAAAUCAUAACCCAUUUAUUCAACUUGAUCCACUCUAAGGAGGCAUUUGAAAGUCAUUCAGAAAGUGAUGAACUUCUACAACAUCACCCAGAACUACAAAUGGUGGUACAGGCAAUAGAUGUUUUGGAGUCAGAAUUUUGUCUUUCAUUUUUCACUCACCUUUUACUGGACACUGCAAUUUCUGCAGCUUAUGCAAGUGACACUGUUGCAAUGUGUGCCCCAGUCAUCUUUGAGUUCCUUAGAGGAAAAACCUUUUUGUUAGAAAACCAAAGCAUGCUGAAUUUUUUAUAUGAUUAUCCAGAAAGCUUAUCCUUUCCCAGAAGCUCUGAUGUAAUUUUAAAUGGAACUGAAAAUAAACUAAAGUUAAAUUUUUCAGAUAUAGGAACCUGUUUUUCUGAAAUGGAGGUUCCAACUGUUGAUAAGGAUUAUGCUCUUGCUUUUACACACUUCAAUGACUGGCACAAUGGGUCAAAAAAAAAUGAAGAUGAUAUUUGUAGCUUUUGGUCUCACAUCCCUAGACAUCUGCUGGAUUCUGUUAUGGCUCCUUUCAUACUUGCAAAGGGUCGUGGAAAAAUUUCAGUUUUGAAGUUUACAGCCAAUGACAUCAGUUCAUUUAAAGAAGCUGAUCUCAGGAACCUAAUGGUGCUAUUCUCCAUUUCAGAACAUGUUGAGCUUUGUCUGAAUGAUAGUCCAGAACUGGUUGAAAGUAUCUGACCAGCUCUUGAACAGCACAAGGAAUGCUUUAAAAAAUGCCGCCUGUAUAAUGUUAACUUGAGUGUAGCAGAACAAGAACUGCUUCUGUCUAUGUCUUCAGUGGAAUCUCUUGAGAUAAGAGAAGGAACACAAACACCAGAAUUGCUGUUUAAAAAUUUGGACAAAUUCAUCUGCUUGAAAGAAUUGUCGGUGUGUGCACAGAAUGAUCAAAAUGUGUUUGAUAUUGUGCCUAGUGGCUUCAGAAAUCUCCAUUGCAUGGAGAGAUUGUUGAUCAAUAACGUGCGCUUUCAAAAUGGUUCUUCCAGGCUGGCUGAAUUUAUUCAGAGCUUUCAGAAUCUGUCCAUUUUUCAUCUGGACCAUUCGGACUACUUUGACUGUAAACCUCUUCUGGCUGCAAUUUCUUCUUGCAAGAAUCUAACAGAAAUCAGGUUAACUGGAUCAUUUUUCAGAGAUCAAGACAUAUCUUUUUUUGCUGCUGUUCUGCCAAAUUUUCUCUUACUCAAAGUGUUGGAUCUUGAUAAGCAAUGGUUUGUUGAUGGAAAAAGUCUGAAGCCUUUGCAUCUUGUAAACCUGGAAGAGCUCAACCUCCCUCUUGGGAAUGGAAUAAGGCAUGCCGCCAAGCUGAUUGUUUAGCAGUGUCCGUAUCUGCCACAUCUCAGAGUCUUUUCAUUUGUUCACUCUUUGAAUGAUGAGAGCCUAAUGCAAAUAGCAAAGGUAGCAAGUAGCGGAGGUUUCCAAAAGCUUGAAAAUCUCUCUCUGUCAUCAAAUCACAAUGUUACAGAGGCUGGUUGGACAAACUUCUUCCAAAUGCUUUCCAACAUGCCCAGCUUAAAGGAACUGAAUAUCAACCACAUGUAUACACAUCAAAUCAAAUCACAAGCAGCAACAGUGACGUCAUUUGUUCAGUGUGGGUCUAGGCUCUCCAGCCUUGUGACUGUCCAGAUGUGGGGCUGGCUGCUUGAUGAAGAAGACCUUAAAAUGUUUAAUACCAUGAAAGAACAGCAUCCCCAGUCCAAGAGUUUAAAAUUAUGUUGGCAAUGGAGCUUACCAUUCUCACCAAUUUUACAAGAAUGAAAAAAAUUGAAGUCACGGGCAGUUAACAGAAACUGCGGGAAACCAUUGCAUUUUUUCUUCUGCUUUAGAGAGAUGCAAACACCACAGCAUCUUUGCAUGUAUAAUUUUAGUAGUCUCUUAUGAAACAUAUUUUGAGUCCUAUGUUCUGCUUACAUUAAUUUAUGAGAAGUCCCUUUCAUGUACUUGGCAGGAGGAAUUAAUAUAAGAUUUAAAAAGCUUUAGCUUUCGUUGAGUCUAUUACAAAUAUAAUUGUGUGGAGAUUUGUACCUAAGUGAUACAAUUGCAUGCUAUAAAAAAAACUAAAGGAAAUACUGAGUUAUCUUUAUUUAACAAAGCAGAAUGGGCUAUAACUGCUGGGAAUAAAGAUGGAUACCAGA